AUGGGGAGUUUAGGCAAGUAUGUUGGAGUAUUUGUUAUUAUGUUUGUGUUGGUGGUGGGAACUUUUGAAUGCCGGAAAUUUAAGAAAGAAGAAUUUGUUGAGAAUUUUGGUGGAGGUGGUGGUUUAGGUGGUGGAGGUGGUUUAGGUGGUGGAUUUGGAGGUGGUGCUGGAGGUGGUAGUGGUGGAGGUAUUGGUGGAGGAAGUGGAGGUGGUUAUGGUGGAGGACUUGGAGGUGGUACUGGUGGUGGUCUAGGUGGAGGUGGAGGUUUUGGAGGUGGUAGUGGUGGUGGUGCUGGUGGAGGCUUUGGAGGUGGAUCUGGUGGAGGCUUUGGAGGUGGUGCUGGAAGUGAUGGUGGAGGUGGUGCUGGUGGAGGCUUUGGUGGUGGUGCAGGAAGUGGUGGUGGAGCUGGUGGAGGCUUUGGAGGUGGUGCUGGAAGUGGCGGUGGAGUUGGUGGAGGCUUUGGAGGCGGGGCAGGCGGCGGUUUUGGAGGUGGUGCUGAUGAUAGGGUUUAA
This is a messenger RNA of Lathyrus sativus (Indian pea), 513 nucleotides long. The record is from the annotation of a GenBank genome assembly. Lineage: Eukaryota; Viridiplantae; Streptophyta; Magnoliopsida; Fabales; Fabaceae.